AUGGCUGCAAAUCCCAGGCAACCAAACGGGGAUCCUCCAAUUUGUGGGUCAAAGUCAACCUCCCCAGAGGUCUGUUUAACUUGGCCCACAAGGCUAUUUUUCCAGCGUCACACUCACCUGGUCCAUGGGAGAUGAUGAAUUGGGCAGGAGUUUGGGAUCCAUCUUUAGUUAGCUGCGUAGACAAUAACCCAUUGGGCUGUCAUACUUACCAACAACUGCAGCUUAGUCGAACUCAGCCCAGUGUUCCGGGGUGUAGAAGGGUAUCAGGGGUAAGGUCGGAGCUGGGAGGGGGGCAAAAAAGGGUCUCGGGGGGGGGAAGGGGACAUACGGAAGGAUCUUUUCCGGGAGUGAUUAGGGGGGGGAGGGUUUCAGGGGGCAGGGGGGCAUAUACUAUCCCACCUGGCUGGGUGCUGAGCAUGAAAGGCAAGAGUCACAACACAAGGGUCUUUCUCACAGGACCUGAACUGCCCAUUUGUCUACAUCGUUCAUGCACAGCUUCCAGUUACAAUUAAUGAGGAAAGGGCAAAGGAACUGGAUGUGUUAAAGAAGAUAAGAAGGGUCCUUCCAGAUCAUUCCAAAGGCUCAUCUUAG
Molecule: messenger RNA, 591 nt
Organism: Podarcis lilfordi (Lilford's wall lizard)
Lineage: Eukaryota; Metazoa; Chordata; Lepidosauria; Squamata; Lacertidae
Source: the annotation of a GenBank genome assembly